CGCAAUAACCAUCCAGUGAUCGUCGCGCGCGGCACCGGCCGGCUCGUCCCUAUCAGGGACGCACAGUCACAAAAGCACGCCGACAAACAGAGGCAGAGUUUUAGUCCGGUGUUGUGUAUUUCAAAGCAGCCAGAAAUAUACUUCUUUCGCCAUCCCACCCGCAUCCACUCGCUCGUCACCUUUGCCUAACACAAGAUCUUGGCACAAAUCAAAACGCACAAUGUCUGUAGUGGCCACCCAGCAGCCACAAGAUGCGGCGCAACUCCAGCCGCCGCUCACGCAGCCCCAGUUCGCGCAGAAGAUGUACACCACCCGCGCCAGCGCGUACGAGAACUCGUGGCACCCGUCCUACUCCGCGCGGCUGAUGGGGGACGUCGUCCGUCCGCAGCCGGGCGAGAACGUCCUCGUCCUGGCCUGCGGGACCGGGCUGGAGUCCUUCAUCGCCGCGCGUGAGGUUGGCCCUGGCGGUGGGAGGGUCGUCGGGGUCGACGUCACGCCCGCCAUGCUUACUGAGGCGAGGGGGCGACUUGAGCGGGAAAGGCAGCAGGAGGCAGGGGAUACGCAAGCGCUGGCGAGGAUGGAUUUUGUUGAGCACGAUAUCACGGAUUUGGAUACUUGCGCGGCAUUGAAAGGGCAGGAGGGCAAGUUCGAUGUCCUCGUGUGCAGUUGUGCGUUUGUGCUGCUUGACGAGCCGGACAAGGUGGUGCGGCAUUGGAAGAAGUGGCUCUAUCAGCCCCCGACCAAGAAUACCGGUGAGGAAACCGGGAAGAGUGAUGGUGGUAGCGCUGCUGAUAGACCUGCGGGAAGAUUGGUCAUCGACAUCACCCACGAGAGCAACCAGGCGCAGGGUCUCGUGAUCGAGGCCGUGGCACGGGAGAUGGGCGUCCCCUUCCACUCGAACAGACUGUGGAUCAAGAACAAGGACUCGUUCCGGACCAUUCUCGAAACGGAGGGUUAUGCCGUGGACCAGAUCGAGUUUAUGGACAAGGUCGCUGGCGAUCCGGUAUCUUCUUAUGGUGCUGACCAGGAGCAGGCCGACAAGCAGUUUGAUUAUGUCAUGAAGUCAACGAGCACCGGGUUCGUGUGGGAGGGUGUGGAUUUGGAGCGGGCGAGGGAGCUGUUUAGACAGAAGUGGGCAGAGAGAUGUGUUGACGGGCGCGUCGAGGUCGUCGAUGGACUUUACAUAUAUGUUGCUCGGCCAUAGUAAUCGAAACUGACUGUGAUGAUGGAG
Molecule: messenger RNA, 1231 nt
Organism: Microdochium trichocladiopsis
Lineage: Eukaryota; Fungi; Ascomycota; Sordariomycetes; Xylariales; Microdochiaceae
Product: S-adenosyl-L-methionine-dependent methyltransferase
Exons: 1
Coding region: 221-1204 (327 amino acids)
Source: RefSeq, a predicted model, not a curated record